Metarhizium album ARSEF 1941 is the source of this 795-nucleotide messenger RNA. RefSeq names its product citrinin biosynthesis oxidoreductase CtnB. Gene Ontology annotation, biological process: secondary metabolite biosynthetic process. NCBI's taxonomy places the organism in Eukaryota, Fungi, Ascomycota, Sordariomycetes, Hypocreales, Clavicipitaceae. Gene Ontology annotation, cellular component: cytoplasm; nucleus. The record is from RefSeq and is a predicted model, not a curated record. The coding region runs from base 1 to 795 and encodes 264 amino acids. The transcript has a single exon.
AUGACAGUCGACGACACGCUCACGCUCACGCUCCCGCGCAUCCUCUGCCUGCACGGCGGCGGCGUCAACGGCACCGUCUUCCGCCUCCAGUGCCGCACCAUCAUCGCCCAGCUCGCCCGCACGUUCCGCCUCGUCUUCAUGGACGCGCCCUACGCCUCCCGCCCGCACCGCGACAUCGCCGCCGUCUACGGCGAGCUCGGCCCCUUCUACCGCUGGCUGGCCUGGAGCCCCGAGGAGCCGGGCCUGCCGCCCAGCGCCGGCCCCGACGACAUCAUGGACGCCUGCCUCGCCGCCAUGGCCCGCGACGCCGGCUCGGGGCCCUGGGUCGGCGUCCUCGGCUUCUCGCAGGGCGCCAAGGUCGCCGCGAGCCUGCUGUGGGCGCAGCAGCGCGCAGAGGCCGACGCCCAGACGCUCCCGCCCCGGACCAGCUUCAAGUUCGGCGUCCUCAUGGCCGGCAGCGCCCCGGUCCUGCACCUGGACCGGCGCCUGCCGCGGCCGCCGCACGUCGCCAGCACCGCCGUCUUCAGCACCUCCUUCGACGACUAUCCCGACCCGGCCGCCCCCGCGCGCGGCCCGCACGUCCUGCGCGUUCCCACCCUGCACGUCCACGGCCUGCAGGACCCCGGCCUCCCGAGGCACAGGGCCUUGCUGCACACCUACUGCGAGCCCGGCACCACGAGGCUGGUCGAGUGGCACGCCGGCCACAGACUGCCCAUCAAGACGGCCGACGUCCAGGCCAUUGUGGCCCAGCUGCUCGACAUGGCCACGGAGACGGGGGCUCUUCCACGCUCAUAG